GCAGAGAGGUCGGGACGCUGAAGCAGUAAGGUGCCGGGUAAUACGGACGGUGUUACUACAGUUGCUCGCUAGUCCUACUAAAUAUUAAAGCAUGGAUGAAGAACCAGAAAGAACCAAGCGCUGGGAAGGAGGCUAUGAAAGAACAUGGGAGGUGCUAAAGGAGGACGAGUCUGGAUCACUUAAAUCCACAAUAGAUGAAAUUCUUUUCAAGGACAAAAGGAAAAGAGUCUUCGAACACCGUGGCCAAGUUCGACUUGGAAUGAUGCGCCACCUUUAUGUGGUUAUUGAUGGUUCUAGAACAAUGGAAGACCAAGAUCUGAAACCCAACAGGCUCACGUCUACGUUAAAGUUGAUGGAAUAUUUUGUGGAUGAAUAUUUUGAUCAAAACCCUAUAAGUCAGGUUGGCCUCAUUGUUACAAGAAAUAAGAGGGCAGAAAAGUUGACAGAACUUGCUGGUAAUCCCAGACAGCAUAUAACUGCGCUGAAGAAGGCUGUAGACAUGACCUGUACCGGCGAGCCGUCCCUGUACAAUUCCCUAAACCUGGCUUUACAGACUCUGAAACACAUGCCUGGUCAUACGAGUCGUGAAAUCUUGGUGAUUUUUAGUAGUCUGACUACAUGCGACCCUUGUAAUAUCUAUGAAAUGAUAAAGUGCCUGAAAGCCAGCAAAAUCCGAGUGUCUGUAAUCGGCCUUUCUGCUGAAGUGCGAGUCUGUACUGUGCUGACACGAGAGACUGGUGGUGUCUAUCAUGUGAUUUUGGAUGAAAGUCACUUCAAGGAACUCCUCAUGUAUCACGUGAGCCCUCCACCUGCAAGUAAUGGCUCUGAGUGUUCACUCAUCCGCAUGGGCUUUCCUCAGCAUACGAUGGGUUUUCUCUCCGACCAGGAUGCAAAGCCUUCUUUUAGCAUGGCGCACCUGGAUAAUAAUAGUGAACCAGGCUUGACAUUAGGAGGCUACUUCUGUCCACAGUGUAAAGCCAAGUACUCAGAACUUCCUGUGGAAUGUAAAGUCUGUCGUCUUACACUGGUGUCUGCACCUCAUCUAGCAAGAUCCUAUCACCACCUCUUCCCAUUAGAUGCUUUUAAGGAAAUUUGCCUGGAAGAGUAUGAAGGAGAGAGGCAGUGUCGCGGUUGUGAUGGAGAACUCAAAGAUCAGAAAGUUUACAUUUGCACCGUUUGCCAGAGUGUUUUCUGUGUGGAGUGUGACCUGUUUAUCCACGAUUCCCUGCAUUGCUGUCCUGGUUGUAUCCAUGCCCAGCCCAGCCCUGCCGUAUCAUGACCCUAUUCUACAGCCUCUACCAGUGUGAUAAUACCUGACAAUCUCCAGCUUCACUAAUGCUUCUGACUGGCUGAUCUACAGGAAAGCAGAAGAACAGUGUUUUUUCUUGUUUAUAAUCUAAUUUAUUUAGAUUAAAUGUUAGAAAUAUAACAGGUCUUUGUUUUCUAGAACAUUGCAAAAAAUAUAUUCUACUAUCUCUUAAACACUACAUGUAAAGACCAUCUGCUUGAUGAAUGGUCCCUGUAGUAUUUAACCCUCUGAGAAUGUCCCAUUGAGUAUAAAGAGCUGUGUAUAUUAUAUUGCACUCGGUUAAGAAGGCUCACUAGGAGUGAAUAAGUGUCAGCAUUUUUAAGUAGUUUCAUAUGACACUUAAGGAAUGUACUCUGCAAAUAGUGGAUUAACAGUUCCCAUGGAAUUAUUUUGUUUACCUUUGAAACAUGGACUUAUGUUUUGCUGUAACGCUGAUCUAGAACUUAUAAGGGGCAGGAGAAUGUUCAGUUUUGUACUUAAGGUGGAAAUGUAUAAAUAUACUUUUUAGUGGGACUAGUACGGUUUUCUACCUCUUUAUGAAUCAUUUUCAUGCAGCCUUGUAAGCAUUAAACAAAUACUUUUUUA
Messenger RNA from Spea bombifrons (plains spadefoot toad), 1894 nucleotides. RefSeq names its product general transcription factor IIH subunit 2 (gene GTF2H2). Bases 92 to 1279 code for a protein of 395 amino acids. The record is from RefSeq and is a predicted model, not a curated record. NCBI's taxonomy places the organism in Eukaryota, Metazoa, Chordata, Amphibia, Anura, Pelobatidae. The transcript has 16 exons. Gene Ontology annotation, molecular function: zinc ion binding. Gene Ontology annotation, cellular component: transcription factor TFIIH core complex; transcription factor TFIIH holo complex. Gene Ontology annotation, biological process: nucleotide-excision repair; DNA-templated transcription; regulation of transcription by RNA polymerase II.